This is a messenger RNA of Hevea brasiliensis (rubber tree), 2407 nucleotides long. Its product is annotated as phytyl ester synthase 2, chloroplastic. The record is from RefSeq and is a predicted model, not a curated record. The transcript has 14 exons. Gene Ontology annotation, cellular component: membrane. Lineage: Eukaryota; Viridiplantae; Streptophyta; Magnoliopsida; Malpighiales; Euphorbiaceae. The coding region runs from base 65 to 2182 and encodes 705 amino acids.
CCUUUAAAUCUCUCAAAACCGCCGCACGGUUACACAGACACAGUGAGAGAUUUGUAAACUUAACAUGGCAUCCACGGGAGCGUGCCUUUUAACAGCCGGAUUUUCUCCGGCGGUGGUCCGUUCUAGCUUAACGCGAUCAUCGUUGUCAUCUGGUAAAAUGAAAUCAAAUCCGACUCGGCGAUUUGCAGUUUUUACAGAGCAGAUAUCAACGAAAAAGGAAGCAACGACGACGAGUUUUCCAGAGAAUGGAAGGUUGAAGUUGGAACGCUCAGAAAACGAAAAAGAAGAGAAGCAAAAUCCAUUGCUUUGGGAUUUAGCCGAAGCUGAAAAGAAUUUUCUAAAAAGCUUGAAGGAUUACUUUGAGGAGUCAAAGGAUUUGAUCAGAUCGGACGGUGGUCCACCACGGUGGUUCUCUCCGUUGGAGUGUAGGUCUCGCUUGGACAACUCUCCUCUCCUCCUCUAUUUACCAGGGAUUGAUGGCGUUGGGCUAGGACUUAUAACGCAACAUUAUAGUCUUGGAAAGAUUUUCGACUUAUGGUGCUUGCAUAUUCCAGUUAAGGAUAGAACAUCAUUUACAGGCUUAGUGAAGCUGGUUGAAAGAACAGUUAGAUCAGAGAAUCACCGUUCACCUAAUAGACCGAUAUAUCUUGUCGGUGAAUCUUUGGGAGCAUGCCUUGCACUAGCUGUUGCAGCUCGCAAUCCGGAUGUUGAUCUUCUACUUAUUUUGGCUAAUCCAGGAACAUCAUUUAACAAGUCGCAGCUGGAACCUCUAAUACCUUUAUGGGCCCUCAUACCUGACCCGCUCCAGCUCAGGCUUCCUUAUAUUCUGAGUUUGAUGACAGGUGAUCCUUUCAAGGUGACGAUGGAUGAUGUGACAGAGGGAGUUCCUCUUCAACAGACAGUUGGAGAAUUUUCACAACAUGUAGCUGCGAUUCCAUCUUACCUCUCCGUUUUGGGUGAUGUCUUACCUAGGGAAACACUUCUCUGGAAGUUACAAUUGCUUAAAUCAGCUUCAGCAUUUGCCAAUUCACGCCUCCAUGCUGUAAAGGCUCAAACACUGAUACUUUCCAGUGGAAGGGAUCAGUUGCUGCCAAGUGCAGAGGAAGCUCAAAGACUUCAUAGUUUGCUGCCAAAAUGUGAGACUCGUUUGUUUUCUGAUAGCGGUCAUUUCCUCUUCUUGCAGGAAGAUGUUGAUUUGGUGACUACCAUCGUGGGUGCUAGUUUCUAUCGUAGAGGAGCCUACUACGACUAUAUUUCAGAUUACAUACAACCAUCCCCUUAUAAGUUCAAAAAAAUAUAUGAAUCAACGAGGUGGUUGAGGCUUGCUACAAGCCCUGUGAUGCUAUCAACGUUUGAAGAUGGGAAGAUAGUCAGGGGUCUCGCUGGACUUCCUUCGGAAGGACCAGUCUUGUAUGUUGGCUAUCACGUGUUACUGGGUUUGGAAUUAGCUCCACUGUUGGGCCAAUGUUUUUUGGAAAAAAAUAUUGUUGUGAGGGGGAUAGCACAUCCAUUCAUGUUUAGGAGAUUGAAAGAAGGGAUUUUACCUCCAACGUCACAAUUUGACAUAAUCAGGGUAAUGGGUGGAGUUCCUGUUUCAGGAAACCUUUUGCACAAGCUUCUGUCUUCAAAGGCUCACGUGCUCUUGUACCCAGGAGGCACGCGUGAGGCCUUUCAUCGCAAGGGUGAAGAAUACAAGUUAUUCUGGCCAGAAAAGUCCGAGUUUGUCAGGAUGGCGGCGAAGUUCGGAGCCAAAAUUGUGCCAUUUGGUGUUAUCGGUGAAGAUGACUUUUUAGAGGUAGUUUUUGACUAUGAUGACCAAAUGAAGAUUCCUUUCCUUAGGGAUUACAUAAUAGCCUUAUCAGAGCAGUAUACGAAAGUGAGGAAUGAAGAACAUGGCGAAGUGGGAAAGCAAGAUAUACACCUUCCAGGACUCCUACCAAAAUUUCCGGGCAGAUUUUAUUAUUAUUUUGGGAAACCAAUCGAAACACAAGGGAGGAAGAAGGCAUUAUAUGACAGAGAGAAAGCCCAUGAAUUAUACCUGGAAGUUAAGUCUGAGGUGCAGAAAUGCCUUGAUUUUUUGAAGGAGAAAAGAGAAAGUGAUCCUUACAGGUAUCUAUUCACUCGACUAAAUUACCAGGCUACGCAUGGCUUUACUUCUGAAGUUCCAACUUUUGAACUUUGAUUGUUUUGCACAUUGAAGAUUUGAUUGUUUUCAUCAUCUGUCAGUGUUCUAAUCCAAACCCUCCAAUAGAAAGAAGGAAAAAAAUUCGAUUCUUGAUUAGAUAAUGUUGGAUCACAGAAUUUAUGAUGUGUUAGAAUGCACCAUAUCUUUGUAAAUGUAUACAAUAACAUUUAUCUGAAAUUAUUUAUUAAUCUUUUUCAUCCAUGCGUUGCAUGGAUAUAAUCA